AUGGAAGCGGCGCCGCCCCGGGCCCCGCCGCCGCCGCCGCUGCUGCUGUUGGCGCUGUGCUGCAGCCUGGCCCCGGCCGCGGCCUCGCCACUCCUCCUCUUUGCCAAUCGCCGGGAUGUGCGGCUGGUGGACGCUGGCGGCGUGAAGCUGGAGUCCAUCAUCGUGGCCAGCGGCCUGGAGGAUGCGGCCGCUGUGGACUUCCAGUUCUCCAAGGGCGCCGUGUACUGGACGGACGUGAGCGAGGAGGCCAUCAAGCAGACCUACCUGAACCAGAGCGGGGCGGCCGCCCAGAGCGUUGUCAUCUCUGGCCUCGUCUCGCCCGAUGGGCUGGCCUGUGACUGGGUGGGCAAGAAGCUGUACUGGACGGACUCGGAGACCAACCGCAUCGAGGUGGCCAACCUCAACGGCACGUCCCGCAAGGUGCUCUUCUGGGAAGACUUGGACCAGCCGAGGGCCAUCGCCCUGGACCCUGCUCAUGGAUACAUGUACUGGACAGACUGGGGAGAGACGCCCCGGAUCGAGCGGGCGGGGAUGGAUGGCAGUUCCCGGAAGAUCAUCGUGGACUCUGACAUUUACUGGCCCAAUGGGCUGACCAUCGACCUGGAGGAGCAGAAGCUGUACUGGGCUGAUGCCAAGCUCAGCUUCAUCCACUGUGCCAACCUGGAUGGUUCCUUUCGGCAGAAGGUGGUGGAGGGCAGCCUGACUCACCCUUUCGCCCUGACGCUGUCCGGGGACACACUCUACUGGACGGACUGGCAGACCCGUUCCAUCCACGCCUGCAACAAGAGGACGGGGGAGAAGCGGGAGGAGAUCCUCGGUGCCCUCUACUCACCCAUGGACAUCCAGGUGCUCAGCCAAGAGCGGCAGCCUCCCCUCCACACGCCCUGCGAGGAGGACAAUGGCGGCUGCUCCCACCUGUGCCUGCUGUCCCCGAGGGAGCCAUUUUACGCCUGUGCCUGCCCCACGGGUGUGCAGCUCCAGGACAACGGCAAGACGUGUAAGGCAGGGGCUGAGGAGGUGCUGCUGCUAGCCCGGCGGACAGACCUACGGAGAAUCUCCCUGGACACGCCAGACUUCACAGACAUUGUGCUGCAGGUGGAGGGAAUCCGGCAUGCCAUCGCCAUUGACUACGACCCCCUGGAGGGCUACGUGUACUGGACAGACGACGAGGUCCGAGCCAUCCGCAGAGCGUACCUGGAUGGGUCGGGGGCACAGACGUUGGUCAACACCGAGAUCAAUGACCCUGAUGGCAUUGCGGUGGACUGGGUGGCUCGUAACCUCUACUGGACUGACACGGGCACCAACCGCAUUGAGGUGACGCGCCUCAAUGGCACCUCUCGCAAGAUCCUGGUGUCUGAGGACCUGGACGAGCCCCGGGCCAUUGUAUUGCACCCUGUGAUGGGCCUCAUGUACUGGACAGAUUGGGGUGAGAACCCCAAAAUCGAGUGUGCCAACCUAGAUGGGCGGGAGCGGCGCAUCCUGGUGAACACCUCCCUUGGAUGGCCCAAUGGGCUGGCCCUGGACAUGCAGGAGGGCAAGCUGUACUGGGGGGAUGCCAAGACAGACAAAAUCGAGGUGAUCAAUGUGGACGGGACGAAGAGGCAGACUCUGCUAGAGGACAAGCUGCCGCACAUUUUCGGGUUCACGCUGCUGGGGGACUUCAUCUACUGGACGGACUGGCAGCGGCGCAGCAUUGAGCGGGUGCACAAGGUCAAAGCCGUCCGGGACGUCAUCAUCGAUCAGCUGCCCGACCUGAUGGGGCUCAAAGCUGUGAAUGUGGCCAAGGUCAUUGGAACCAACCCCUGUGCGGACAGGAACGGCGGGUGCAGCCACCUGUGCUUCUUUACGCCCCACGCCACCAAGUGCGGCUGUCCCAUGGGCCUGGAGCUGUUGAGUGACAUGAAGACCUGCAUUGUCCCUGAGGCCUUCCUGGUAUUCACCAGCCGAGCCGCCAUCCACAGGAUUUCCCUGGAGACCAACAACAACGACGUGGCCAUCCCCCUCACAGGUGUCAAGGAGGCCUCUGCACUGGACUUCGACGUGUCCAACAACCACAUCUACUGGACGGAUGUCAGCCUCAAGACCAUCAGUCGAGCCUUCAUGAACGGCAGCUCAGUGGAGCACGUGAUCGAGUUUGGCCUUGACUACCCUGAAGGCAUGGCUGUCGACUGGAUGGGCAAGAACCUCUACUGGGCCGACACAGGGACAAACAGGAUUGAAGUGGCCCGUCUGGAUGGGCAGUUCCGGCAGGUGCUUGUGUGGAGGGAUUUGGACAACCCCAGGUCCCUGGCCCUGGACCCCACUAAAGGCUACAUCUACUGGACAGAGUGGGGCGGCAAGCCCAGGAUCGUGAGAGCCUUCAUGGAUGGGACCAAUUGCAUGACGCUGGUGGACAAGGUGGGCCGGGCCAACGACCUCACCAUUGAUUAUGCUGACCAGCGUCUGUAUUGGACGGACCUGGACACCAACAUGAUUGAGUCGUCUAACAUGCUGGGGCAGGAGCGCGUGGUGAUUGCUGACGACCUUCCACACCCCUUCGGCCUGACACAGUACAGUGAUUACAUCUACUGGACUGAUUGGAACUUACACAGCAUCGAGCGGGCUGACAAGACCAGCGGCCGGAACCGCACCCUCAUCCAAGGCCACCUGGACUUUGUGAUGGACAUCCUGGUGUUCCACUCCUCUCGCCAGGAUGGCCUCAACGACUGCAUGCACAACAACGGCCAGUGCGGGCAGCUGUGCCUUGCCGUCCCCGGAGGCCACCGCUGUGGCUGCGCCUCACACUACACCCUGGACCCCAGUAGCCGCAACUGUAGCCCGCCCUCCACCUUCUUGCUGUUCAGCCAGAAAUGCGCCAUCAGCCGGAUGAUCCCUGAUGACCAGCACAGCCCAGACCUCAUCCUGCCUCUGCAUGGGCUGAGGAAUGUCAAGGCCAUCAACUAUGACCCUCUGGACAAAUUCAUCUACUGGGUGGAUGGCCGCCAAAACAUCAAGAGAGCCAAGGAUGAUGGAACCCAGCCCUCCGUCUUGACCUCAUCCGGCCAGAGCCUAAGCCCGGACAGGCAGCCCCAUGACCUCAGCAUCGAUAUCUACAGCCGGACACUGUUCUGGACGUGUGAGGCCACCAACACCAUCAAUGUCCACCGGCUGGACGGGGAUGCCAUGGGUGUGGUGCUUCGGGGAGAUCGGGACAAGCCAAGGGCCAUCGCUGUUAACGCCGAGCGAGGGUAUAUGUAUUUCACCAACAUGCAGGACCGUGCUGCCAAGAUCGAGCGUGCCGCCCUCGAUGGCACAGAGCGUGAGGUCCUCUUCACCACAGGCCUCAUCCGCCCUGUGGCCCUUGUGGUGGACAAUACACUGGGCAAGCUCUUCUGGGUGGAUGCCGACCUCAAGCGCAUUGAGAGCUGUGACCUGUCAGGGGCCAACCGCCUGACCCUGGAGGAUGCCAAUAUCGUGCAGCCCAUGGGCCUGACAGUGCUCGGCAGACACCUCUACUGGAUUGACCGCCAGCAGCAGAUGAUUGAGCGCGUGGAGAAGACCACUGGGGACAAGCGAACUCGUGUCCAGGGCCGAGUGGCCCACCUCACGGGCGUCCAUGCUGUGGAGGAAGUCAGCCUGGAGGAGUUCUCAUCCCACCCGUGUGCCCGAGACAACGGCGGCUGCUCCCACAUCUGCAUCGCCAAGGGUGAUGGAACACCAAGGUGCUCGUGCCCGAUCCACCUCGUGCUCCUACAGAACCUGCUGACCUGUGGUGAGCCUCCCACCUGCUCCCCUGACCAGUUUGCAUGUGCCACCGGGGAGAUUGACUGCAUCCCUGGGGCCUGGCGCUGUGACGGCUUCCCUGAGUGCGAUGACCAGAGCGACGAGGAAGGCUGCCCCGUGUGCUCAGCCUCCCAGUUCCUGUGCGCGCGCGGGCAGUGCGUGGACCUGCGUCUGCGCUGUGAUGGGGAGGCUGACUGCCAGGAUCGCUCGGAUGAGGCCGACUGCGAUGCCAUCUGCCUGCCCAACCAGUUCCGAUGUGCCAGUGGCCAGUGCGUCCUCAUUAAACAGCAGUGCGACUCCUUCCCUGACUGCGCUGAUGGCUCUGAUGAGCUCAUGUGUGAAAUAACCAGGCCGCCUUCUGACGACAGCCCAGCCCACAGCAGCGCCAUCGGGCCAGUCAUCGGCAUCAUCCUGUCGCUCUUCGUCAUGGGCGGGGUCUAUUUCGUCUGCCAGCGUGUGAUGUGUCAGCGCUACUCCGGGGCCAGCGGGCCCUUUCCACACGAGUAUGUCAGUGGGACCCCUCAUGUGCCUCUCAACUUCAUGGCCCCAGGCAGCACUCAGCACGGGCCUUUCCCAGGCAUCUCUUGCAGCAAGUCUAUGAUGAGCUCUGUAAGCCUGGUAGGGGGCCGGGGUGGCAUGCCCCUUUAUGACCGGAACCACGUCACCGGAGCCUCAUCCAGCAGUUCUUCCAGCACAAAGGCGACACUAUACCCACCGAUCCUGAACCCCCCGCCAUCCCCAGCCACCGAUCCCUCGUUGUACAAUAUGGACAUGUUCUACUCUUCAAACAUUCCGGCUGCCGCCAGACCAUACAGGCCCUACAUUAUUCGAGGCGUGGCACCCCCAACAACACCCUGCAGCACCGACGUGUGUGACAGUGACUACAGCACCAGCCGCUGGAAGACCAGCAAGUACUACCUGGAUUUGAACUCGGACUCAGAUCCCUACCCACCCCCGCCCACACCUCACAGCCAGUACCUGUCGGCAGAGGACAGCUGCCCGCCCUCGCCAGCCACCGAGCGGAGCUACUGCCACCUCUUCCCGCCCCCUCCGUCCCCCUGCACAGACUCAUCCUGACCUCGGCUGCCCACCCCGGCCUCGCUGCAUCCCCUGUAAAUAUUUUUAAAUAUGAACAAAGAAAAAAUAUAUUUUAUGAUUUAAAAAAAAUAAAUAUAAUUGGGAUUUAAAAAACA
Jaculus jaculus (lesser Egyptian jerboa) is the source of this 4955-nucleotide messenger RNA. RefSeq names its product LDL receptor related protein 5 (gene Lrp5). The record is from RefSeq and is a predicted model, not a curated record. NCBI's taxonomy places the organism in Eukaryota, Metazoa, Chordata, Mammalia, Rodentia, Dipodidae. Gene Ontology annotation, molecular function: Wnt receptor activity; Wnt-protein binding. The coding region runs from base 1 to 4839 and encodes 1612 amino acids. Gene Ontology annotation, biological process: canonical Wnt signaling pathway. The transcript has 23 exons.